GCACCCUUGAUAGGAGCUUGAUCCUCACAAAUGUCAAAACCCGUGACUAGCAACAGAAAAAGCAGAGAUUUUGUGUUGUAGUGCAUUGUGAUCCAGAUUUUUGCAAUCCCCAUUAACGUUUCUCUAUCUUUUUCCUUACCCAUCUGAUUUUUCGAGACCCUUCUUGAAGUAAAAAGGAAGUUGCCAUUUGCCAUAGCUAUAUAUGAGGCAGUAAUCUUGAGCUAAUAUUUGUCUGGUUUCAGGUGUAGGAUUGAAGGAGGAAGAAAAAAGAAAGAAAGAAAGGCCAAUGGAAAGUGACAAGACAGCCAUCACAAGCAAGGAAAUGAAAGUUGAAGUGCCGUGUGGGAGCGAAAAUGGUAUGGAGCUACAAGGUGUUGUUGUUCAGGGCCAUGGUGGUGGUGGGGGGCUCACUAGACAGACCAGUAUGAGCAAGACCAAUUGCCUUUGUUCUCCCACCACGCACACUGGUUCGUUCAGGUGUCGCCUUCACCGAACCACAAGCCUCAACAGGACUAAGAGCAUUGAGUCAGCUUCGACCCUCCCUGAUCAGCUGUCUACGGUGGCUGAUAUCCCCAAAGAUCAGAUCCAUUGAUCUGCUCAAGUUUCUCUUUAUCCGAUUGUUAGUCAUUAGUAGUGGUAUCAGAUUUUCUUUGUGUUUCUGAUGUUGACAAAUGUAAGUUCUGGUGUGUUAUUAUGUGAAAUAACUUGCCCAGUCGACUUGGAUUGCACAUGAAGAUCAGUGAGCCUACUGGGCGGCUCUGCUUCAAGAACAAGAACAAAAUCCAAGACUGUUUCGAAUUCUAACCCAAAUGGAGAAUCUCAUCAGUGGCACUCAUUUUCUGAUUCUAGUCCAUUUGGUUUAGCUACUUUGUCUUUUUCUGGAUAACAGAUCAUUCACGUACGCCUAUGUGGAUAUGUUUAUUCUUCUCCAUACAAAUGAGAGAGAGUGAUAUUUUGGUUUUAAAUCUGAAGCUUUCAGUUUGAUAUCUGCAAAUGAUUUGUACGUCCUAACAAUAUUUCCUGUGAGUAUUACUUCAUUAAUUAUUGAAUUCACUAGUUUUUAAUAAAGCUUCCUGUUUUAAUAUUAUGAACAUGUGAGAUGCAUCAGAGACAUAGGUAAAUACCAAAUUAGGCAGCGGAAAUGCGCGGGCACCUUGAUUGAGUAAAAAUAUCAGAUUCAGAGCAGUUGGUAAUGGCCAUGAUUGCAGUAAUGAAGUCAAGUUGUUAGCAACAAUGGUUUUUUUUUUUUUUGGGCCAACAACAACAAUGGUUAUUAUUUGCUGCUGCUCUCCAUCAUUCCCCUACGCAUUUUGCGCCAUGUUGAAGCUUUUCAUUCUUUUGUACGGCUUCUUGUUACUGGUUCGGCAUUCCAAGAUU
Molecule: messenger RNA, 1377 nt
Organism: Neltuma alba
Lineage: Eukaryota; Viridiplantae; Streptophyta; Magnoliopsida; Fabales; Fabaceae
Exons: 2
Coding region: 287-592 (101 amino acids)
Source: RefSeq, a predicted model, not a curated record